AUUACCCAUCAUCUGCAGAACAACCCACACACUUCAGCCUGGGAGGGAUUAUAUAUAAUUAGUUAAUUAGUGAAAAUAAGCGUAGGUUGAAAGAACUUUUUUACUCCGGAUUUGAUACGGUUUUGAAGGCGUAGGCGAAGCAUCACAGAUUUUAACUCAAAAAUUAAUAUUCGACAAAAGGUGUAGUAGAUAAGAUUUUGUUCGGGCUGCCUCCUGAAGACAAGAUGGUAAAACUUAUAAAUCCUCAUAAAAUAGCUAUGGAGAAGUUGAACGGCGUCAGCUCAGUGGUUUUAGAGGGUUCGUUUAUUAAAUCUCCACCAGAACACAAACUGGAGAACAGAAGCUCGUGGCAUAAUAGAUAUUUUGCCUUAGUUCGAUUAACUUGCCACGUAAACAAAAUUCACAGCCCAACAAGAAAGGGACCAAAAAAAUUAGAAGGACUGAAAGACUUUUAUUUGGUAUACUGGGAGAAAAAAUCUGAUCGUAAAAAUGGACGGCGACCGAUAAGACUGUUCCCGAUUUUAAGCGGUGACAGAGUUAAAAAGCAGGUCCAUCCGAUUUGGAGUCAAGAUUAUCCCCACGUCUUGGCUGUUCAUACGAAAAAAAGAACAUUCUAUCUAUGUGCAGAGUCUGAGAGACAACAAAAACUUUGGUAUGACGUCAUGAAUCAAAUUUUACUCGCUGAUUACACUACAGAAUUUGAGAAAAGUCAAUUGCUAAAGAACGAUCCUAUGUACGAGACGCUACGUGAUUGUGUACUGGAUUAUCACAAUGAUGACGACACAAGCUCUUCCUCCUCAACUGAUAGUGCAAGCGUGACUCGUGUAACUCCUUCACCAUCCGUUCAGUUCAGGCCUAGAGUACACACAACCAAUAAUGCAACAUCAAGACCAAUACUACGUUUCAAACCCCGUUCUGAAUCACUACAAGAGCCUAAAAAUAGUAGCAAAAACGACUACGAAGUUAUGACAGCUGCCAGGCCGAGCUCAGCAGACGAAUACCUUUUUCAUGAAAAACAAGCUGUUCCGCACAAUGUUGCAAAACCCACUGGCAUUGACUUCAAACGCAUUAAUUUUCAUGAUCUGUUUAUCGAUGUUCCGAUGGAUGCGAACGUCAAUAUCACGAGGGACAAGCUACAAGUGAAAACAAAAAAAGGAGAAGUGGUGAUCACUAGUGAGAGCGUUACAAAUAAAACUUUUUAAAGUUCACAAUACUGACAAAGAAAAAGAACUUGUUGAUGUAAUGAGCAUAUAGACGUACAUUACAGAUCCAUUAAUUUAACAAGAACAACUAUCCAUAUAAACUUUAAUCUUAUAUACAAAAGCUGUGCUUUACCUUCUAAUGUACAUAAUAUAACAUUGUUGAAGCUGGUCUUCUUUAUAAAAAAUAUAAUAAUCCUAAUGUAUUUUUUUUCUUGGGUAUAUUUUAUGCAAGACUUUAGUUCAAAAAAGGUUC
Molecule: messenger RNA, 1455 nt
Organism: Hydractinia symbiolongicarpus
Lineage: Eukaryota; Metazoa; Cnidaria; Hydrozoa; Anthoathecata; Hydractiniidae
Exons: 5
Coding region: 225-1202 (325 amino acids)
Source: RefSeq, a predicted model, not a curated record